Molecule: messenger RNA, 1011 nt
Organism: Rhea pennata
Lineage: Eukaryota; Metazoa; Chordata; Aves; Rheiformes; Rheidae
Product: leukotriene B4 receptor 1-like
Exons: 1
Coding region: 1-1011 (336 amino acids)
Biological process (GO): complement receptor mediated signaling pathway; phospholipase C-activating G protein-coupled receptor signaling pathway; inflammatory response
Cellular component (GO): plasma membrane
Molecular function (GO): G protein-coupled receptor activity; complement component C5a receptor activity
Source: RefSeq, a predicted model, not a curated record
AUGAGUCAGACUGAGGAAAACAGUAGCCACUUGACAUGGAACAUCGAGAGGUCAGUAGUCUGUGUAAUACUGAGCUUGUCGUUUAUUAUUGGGACCCCUGGAAACUGCGUUGUCAUCUGGACUGUUUGCACAAAAAUGAAGAAAGUAUCUCCUUCAGUCCUGCUGAUCGUGAACCUGGCUGUUGCAGAUAUCCUUGUACUGAUUACUUUGCCAAUCUGGAUUUACUCAUUUGCUGACUCCUGGGUUUUUGGAGUCACUUUCUGCAAAAUACUGGUUUUCAUUAUUUACUGCAGCAUGUAUGCUAGCAUAUUUCUGAUUACAGCACUGAGCUUGGAGAGAUUAAUGGCUGUGUUUUACCCAUUCACAAUUCAAAGAUAUAAAACAAAAGAAAAAGUUUUUGUAAUCAUGUUCCUCAUUUGGUUCCUGUCUAUUACUUUUGGCAUUUCUGUCAUUCCAUUUCAAGAGACAGAAGAAACAAACGGUGGACUACAGUGCACAUGUCGCAACUAUUCUUCUAAUAGACAGAAAGUAUCAUAUCUUUUGCUAGAGACUUUUGCAGGUUUUGUAAUUCCUUUUUUUAUAAUUUGCACUUGUUAUGUAUGCGUUGGAAGAAGAAUAAGCAAAAUGACUUACCAAUCAAAGCAGCGAUCAGAACGGCUAAUUGCCAGUGUGGUUGUAGCAUUCAUUUUAUGUUGGUUCCCACAUCAUCUUUUUAACAUCCUAGAGAUUAUUUCAGUGCAGAUAGAACUCUCUAACAAAGAAAUGUCUUUGGUACUGGAUGAAAUUUUAAACAUAGGAGUGUACAUCUCUGGAGCACUUGUAUUCAUCAGUAGCUGUGUUAACCCUCUACUUUACGCCUUUGCUGCACGAAGAUUUCAGAAUCAUCUAAGAUUUGCCAAAAUAUCGAAGCUGUUUGAACAGAUGAGUCAGACUGUAACAGAGGAAGACAAGAAAAAGAACUCUGUUGUAACAAAACAAGAAGAUGCUGCAAUGAGCACAGAGAAUCUGUAA